AAAGGCUGGAUGUAGAGACUGCUGGAGGAGCGCGUACUUUAACUCGGAACAGAAAGAGAUUCAGAAAGCAGCAACUGGUCCAACAAGUGCUCAGCAGACAGGAAACACAAGUUAAACACAGAAGAAGAAGAAGUGAUGGAGCACUCCAAACAGACCCAGUUCGGCUCCAGCGACAAGAAGGACGCCGGGACCAGCUCCGUGGUGAACGGACACUGUGACGGGAUGGUGAAGCGGCCGGCCGGCGGACCCUCCCAGCCUCCCGCCGCGGAGUCCGGCUCUCAGCGGCCGGUGAUGGAGAGCUGGCGGGAGGAUCGCACCAGGAGCGUGGAGGACAACGAAAUAAGCCUGCCGUCCCUGGCCGCCGCUUACACCACCAUCCUGCGGGGGCUCGGGGAUGACCCCCAGCGGCAGGGGCUCCUCAAGACCCCCUGGAGAGCGGCCACCGCCAUGCAGUUCUUCACCAAGGGCUACCAGGAGAAACUCAUCGCAGACGUGCUGAACGACGCCAUCUUCGACGAGGACCACGACGAGAUGGUGAUCGUCAAAGACAUCGACAUGUUCUCCAUGUGUGAACAUCACCUGGUGCCCAUCUUUGGAAGGGUUCACAUCGGUUACCUUCCCAACAAGAGAGUUCUGGGCCUCAGUAAGCUGGCCAGGAUUGUUGAAAUCUACAGCCGUCGACUACAAGUUCAGGAGAGGUUGACCAAACAGAUAGCCGUGGCGAUCACAGAGGCCCUGCAGCCCACCGGGGUGGGGGUGGUCAUCGAGGCAACUCACAUGUGUAUGGUGAUGCGAGGCGUUCAGAAGAUGAACAGUAAAACCAUCACCAGCACCAUGUUGGGAGUCUUCAGGGAAGAUCCGAAAACCCGCGAUGAGUUUCUGACGCUGAUCAGGAGCUGAGGACGAAGAAGCUCUUCUUCAUCCCCCUGUUGCCUGGGGUUACCUCCACCUGCACGGGCUACCUGUGUGUGUGUGUGUGUGUGUGUGUGUGUGUGUGUGUGUGUGUGUGUGUGUGUGUGUGUGUGUGUGUGUGUGUGUGUGUGUGUGUGUGUGUGUGUGUGUGUGUGUGUGUGUUUCCAUCUCACCAACAGCAGAGACAAGAUUCCACUCCUGACUGUUUUCCAUCCAACUCUUUGUAUCGGUCAGAUAAGGUGAAGCGUUACCGUGGUGAUUUCUAUGUUGGAGGCCACAGAUUAACAUGUUGUUUACUUUUUAGGACAAAAGGACAAACUUGCCCCCUCUUUGGUCUGUGUGAGGUUUUUUGUUUUCCUGGAAAUACAGGGGACAGUUUGAAAAGAAGACUGUUUGAAAUCCCUUUACAUAGUAGUGUAAAGUAUCCUCACUGUGAGACAUAUUCACCAAACAUCAUGAGGCCAAAAGUAGCUCAUACCUGUCCAAGUUAGACAAAAGACAACAACACUUUAAAAUAAUGUACUUUUUUGGUCUGAGAUGAAUUCAGAAAACAUGUUUGGCUGAGGGAAGCUUUGUGAGAGAUGAUGUGUCUCCCAAAUACAUGAAUAUUAGAGGAUUAAAAGCAGUGUUUACUAUUGGAGGAUUACAUAUAGAAAACAGUUUGCAACAUUGAUGAACACAAUGGUUCAUCACAGUAUGCAUGUGUUGGACAUCGCUGGAUUACCUGCAGUAAAACAUCUGCAUCUGAGAGAAAAAGCAGUAUUCUCAUUUUUCACAUUACGUUUUUAAAUAAAUUCUAAAUAACAUGACGGUCCUGCGCGGACCAGCCUGUAUGUGCCAACUCGCCUCUUUAUGAAUACUCACCGUCUCAAAGCAAACUGAAACAUUUUGAAUUUCUCAAGAGGCAAAUUAAAUGUGUGUGUGUGUUGUUUAGUGACUUUGUUUUUUCACGUGUAGCAUUUGAUUGCGUAAUGAUGUCCCCAGACUAAUUUUGGAAGGUUUUAUUUCGUGAAAUGUGGCGACUGGAGUUAAGUGUGUGUGUGUGUGUGUGUGUGUGUGUGUGUGUGUCUGUGUUUUCAAGGAGAGAUGAGCCCUAAGAGUCGGCUCUGAUGAUGUUGUUGUUUUUGUGGCCUUGUUGAGAAGGGCGGCCUUCACCAUCAGUGUCACUUUCUGUACUUUGUUCAUUCCAGAUUUUUAAUCAAAGAAAAUAAAUCUUUAUGUGACAGCAA
Messenger RNA from Gymnodraco acuticeps, 2141 nucleotides. It is a transcript of the gene gch1, whose product is annotated as GTP cyclohydrolase 1. Gene Ontology annotation, biological process: tetrahydrobiopterin biosynthetic process; tetrahydrofolate biosynthetic process. The record is from RefSeq and is a predicted model, not a curated record. Gene Ontology annotation, molecular function: GTP cyclohydrolase I activity; GTP binding; zinc ion binding. Lineage: Eukaryota; Metazoa; Chordata; Actinopteri; Perciformes; Bathydraconidae. Gene Ontology annotation, cellular component: cytoplasm. The transcript has 6 exons. Bases 136 to 900 code for a protein of 254 amino acids.